Molecule: messenger RNA, 799 nt
Organism: Dryobates pubescens (Downy woodpecker)
Lineage: Eukaryota; Metazoa; Chordata; Aves; Piciformes; Picidae
Gene: MED20
Product: mediator complex subunit 20
Exons: 4
Coding region: 52-690 (212 amino acids)
Biological process (GO): regulation of transcription by RNA polymerase II
Cellular component (GO): mediator complex
Molecular function (GO): transcription coactivator activity
Source: RefSeq, a predicted model, not a curated record
CCCUUCCGGCGUCUCGCUGCCCGCGGCGCUGCCGUCCCGCGGCGCUGCAGCAUGGGGGUCACCUGCGUGUCGCAGGUGCCGGUGGCGGAGGGGAAGAGCGUUCAGCAGACGGUGGAGCUCUUGACGCGGAAGCUGGAGCUGCUGGGGGCCGAGAAGCAGGGAACGUUCUGCGUGGACUGUGAGACCUACCACACCGCCGCCUCCACCAUCAGCAGCCAAGGGCAGACAGGCAAGCUGAUGUACGUGAUGCACAACUCCGAGUACCCCCUCAGCUGCUUCGCUCUCUUUGAGAGCGGCCCCUGCCUGGUGGCAGAUGCCAACUUUGACAUCCUGAUGGUGAAGCUGAAAGGCUUCUUCCAGAACGCCAAGGCCAACAAGAUAGAGAGCCGGGGCACCCGCUACCAGUACUGCGACUUCCUGGUGAAGGUGGGCACGGUCACCAUGGGGCCCAGCGCCCGGGGCAUCUCUGUGGAGGUGGAGUACUGCCCCUGCGUGAUAGCCAACGACUGCUGGAACCUGCUGAUGGAGUUCAUGCAGAGCUUCAUGGGGAGCCACACUCCUGGCAUCCCUUCUGUGUUCAGCACCAAGCAUGACAGCAUCUACAGCCCAGCAGACACCAUGGUGCAGUACAUGGAGCUGUUCAACAAGAUCCGCAAGCAGCAGCAGGUUCCUGUGGCGGGGAUCAGGUGAAAGGCCUCCCUGGAGCUCGGUCUGCAGCCUCCUUCCUGCCUGCCCCUCUGCAUCAGGAGUCCCUCCAACAUGUGGCACUGGAGGCAGCCCAGGUCUGGGGUUUGGGGUU